UGGAGGUCUGUAGGGAUGAAGGACGGCUCGGUUACUAGGCAACCCGAUCUGGGCCCGCCUCUCGCCCCUGUUGCUGGGAGACGGCGAGGCCAGGGGGAGGGCGGCGGAGCGGAUCCUACGUGCUGACGCUAAUUGUAUAUGAGCGCGAGCGGCGGGCUCACGGGUCUUUUUUAGCGCCAUCUGCUCGCGGCGCCGCCUCCUGCUCCUCCCGCCGCCACUGCCGCCCUGAGUCACUGCCUGCGCAGCUCCGGCCGCCUGGCUCCCCGUGUUAGCCACCGAUAUUUGGAGUUCUUACAACAUGGCAGACAUUGACAACAAAGAACAGUCUGAACUUGAUCAAGAUUUGGAUGAUGUUGAAGAAGUAGAAGAAGAAGAAACUGGUGAAGAAACAAAAAUCAAAGCGCGUCAGCUGACUGUUCAGAUGAUGCAAAAUCCUCAGAUUCUUGCAGCCCUUCAAGAAAGACUUGAUGGUCUGGUAGAAACACCAACAGGAUACAUUGAAAGCUUGCCUAGGGUAGUUAAAAGACGAGUGAAUGCUCUCAAAAAUCUUCAAGUUAAAUGUGCACAGAUAGAGGCCAAAUUCUAUGAGGAAGUUCAUGAUCUUGAAAGAAAGUAUGCGGUUCUUUAUCAGCCUCUAUUUGAUAAGCGAUUUGAGAUCAUAAAUGCAAUUUAUGAACCUACGGAAGAAGAAUGUGAAUGGAAACCAGAUGAGGAAGAUGAAAUUUCGGAGGAGAUGAAAGAAAAGGCCAAGAUUGAAGAUGAGAAAAAAGAUGAAGAGAAAGAAGACCCCAAGGGAAUUCCUGAAUUUUGGUUGACUGUUUUUAAGAAUGUUGACUUGCUCAGUGAUAUGGUUCAGGAACAUGAUGAACCUAUUCUGAAGCAUUUGAAAGAUAUUAAAGUGAAGUUCUCAGAUGCUGGCCAGCCAAUGAGUUUUGUAUUAGAAUUUCACUUUGAACCCAACGAAUAUUUCACAAAUGAAGUAUUGACAAAAACAUACCGGAUGAGGUCAGAACCAGAUGAUUCUGACCCCUUUUCUUUUGAUGGGCCAGAAAUUAUGGGUUGUACAGGGUGUCAGAUAGAUUGGAAAAAGGGGAAGAAUGUUACAUUGAAAACCAUUAAGAAGAAACAGAAACACAAGGGUCGUGGGACAGUUCGUACAGUGACCAAAACAGUUUCCAAUGACUCUUUCUUUAAUUUUUUUGCCCCUCCUGAAGUUCCUGAGAGUGGAGAUCUGGAUGAUGAUGCUGAAGCUAUCCUUGCUGCAGACUUUGAAAUUGGCCACUUUUUACGUGAACGUAUAAUCCCAAGAUCAGUGUUAUACUUUACUGGAGAAGCUAUUGAAGAUGAUGAUGAUGAUUAUGAUGAAGAAGGUGAAGAAGCGGAUGAGGAGGGGGAAGAGGAAGGAGAUGAGGAAAAUGAUCCAGACUAUGACUCAAAGAAGGAUCAAAACCCAGCAGAAUGCAAGCAGCAGUGAAGCAGGAUGUGUGUGACCUUGAGGAUAACCUGCACUGUAAUAGCCUAAACACAACUAUUAUUUACUUACAGCCUUAUGUUUUUGUAUUGAUAGACUCAGUAAAAAAAAAUUUUUUUUUUUUUAAAGAAAGGAAACGGACAUUUUAAAGACCAAUUUGUUCUACUUAGCAUUUUAACUAUAGUUUUCCUGCCAGAUAUGUUGAAGGCACAAAAUCUUGUCACGCAUGUUCAUUCAUUGCUACAUAGUUUGGUUCUUCUGGAGUAUUUCUAUCCUGUAACUAUUAGAUUGCAGUUAUGAAAACACAGAACUGUUAAAUGAAACACAUUUUUUGCUUUACUAAUUUUUUUUUUCCUGAAGAACCAAAGUCUCUUUUUCAGCUGGUAGUUGAAUGGAUUAAAUUUGCCUGCAUUAGCUGUGCCUUUCAUUAUUUGUUUUAGAAAUCUGUGGCUUAUAUUACGACUAUUCAUCAUAAGGGGAAAAAGUUGCCAAGAGAAGUAUAUGGUUAAGAAUUUCCAGUAAGACCAUACCCAGUAACUUAGAUAGUUAUUAGGUUUUUUUUGUGUUGAUAGGUAGCAUGUUUAACAGAAAUAAACCUGGUUUACUGUUUGGUAAUUAGUUAACCACAGGGAGGUGAAUAAAGCCUAGUAUUUUCAAAAGUUAGGAUACUUCUAAAUUUAACCUCCAUUAACUAAGCAUCUUUUCUUUGUGGUAGGGUCUACCUUCAGCUUCCCUGGAAAGGAUGAAUUUUCAGCUUUUGACAAGUCCAUUUCAAGUUUUUGUUGUUUGUGUGUUUGCUUGUUUGUUUUUGCAGCCUAAAAUAAAAAUGUCAAAUAUAAUUUUAGUUCUCAUCAGAUAAUGUCUUAAUUUUGUACUAAUUCAGGUAGAAACAGCCUUGCUUAAAUUAACUUUGUACCCAGUUUACCAUAUUACUGAAGAAAAGGGUGCCAUAAAGAGGUUCUAUACCCAAAGAAAAUGUCAAAAAAAAAAAACAAAACCU
This is a messenger RNA of Condylura cristata (star-nosed mole), 2471 nucleotides long. It is a transcript of the gene NAP1L1, whose product is annotated as nucleosome assembly protein 1-like 1. The record is from RefSeq and is a predicted model, not a curated record. Gene Ontology annotation, biological process: nucleosome assembly. Gene Ontology annotation, cellular component: chromatin; nucleus. Gene Ontology annotation, molecular function: histone binding; chromatin binding. NCBI's taxonomy places the organism in Eukaryota, Metazoa, Chordata, Mammalia, Eulipotyphla, Talpidae. The transcript has 15 exons. The coding region runs from base 299 to 1474 and encodes 391 amino acids.